Messenger RNA from Thrips palmi, 1232 nucleotides. RefSeq lists its product as uncharacterized. The record is from RefSeq and is a predicted model, not a curated record. Lineage: Eukaryota; Metazoa; Arthropoda; Insecta; Thysanoptera; Thripidae. The transcript has 11 exons. Gene Ontology annotation, molecular function: protein binding. The coding region runs from base 52 to 1164 and encodes 370 amino acids.
UCAGGGUCUCCCAAGUACCAUAAUCAGAAAACAGUUCAAAUUUUUCCAACCAUGGAGGGCGACGGCGGUGACCUGAACCAGCUGGCGCUGCAGCUUGUCAUGGACUGGCUACCCACCCAGGACGUGGUCAGCGUCGGACAAGUCUGCCGGAAGUGGCGGGAGGUCGCAAAGGAUCCUUUCGUGUGGCGUUCGCGUCAAGCGCCGGACAUGAACCGAUCGCCCGAGGCGUCCGACAGAAAAUUAUUUUGGCGAGUCAUCAAAUUUGCACCAUUUGUACGGAAGAUGAGCGUGGAGCAGCCGGAAGAAUUUCUUGGAGGACAGUGGCCUCAGUUCUACGAAAGCCUUGGCAACGAAGACACCGCUAAAGUUUUAGGACUACAAGACACUGACCACAGCAACAACAACAACUCAGAAACCGCUAUGGGGUGCCACGAUGAGUCGGUGUGGGAAUCGGAUGAGCCAGAGUCUCUCAAUAAACUCAAGGCAUUGGGCCAACAAGAAGCCAACAACAGUGACAACUCUGAACCCACAGUGGCCUGCCAUGAUCAGUGGUCGUUCGAAUUGAGAGAGCCAGAUUCACCCACAAAAUACAAGGCAUUGGGCCAACUAGAAGCCAACAACAGUGACAACUCUGAACCCACAGUGGCCUGCCAUGAUCAGUGGUCGUUCGAAUUGAGAGAGCCAGAUUCACCCUCAAAAUACAAGGCAUUGGGCCAACAAGAAGCCAACAACAGCGACAGCUCUGAAUCCGUAGUGGCUGGCCAUGAUGAGUGGUCGUUUGAAUCGAGAGGGCCAGAUUCACCCACAAAAUACAAGUUGAAACAGCUUGAAGUCAGAGUUGAAUACCUGUCACAUCAAAUGGAGCACUUGCAGUGGCACAAUGCAAUGUAUAGAAGUGCAUUGGCAGCUAUACCUUCUGGCCCUCAGACAUUCAACAUCAUGAGAGAAGUUAUAAAAGAGAAGAGGUCAAAAACUCCAUUAUGCCUUGAAUGUGAAAAAGAUGAUUUGAUUUCUAAACUGGCGUCAUACCAAAAUGCAUGUCCACUACAAGAAUCUCAACUUCAAUCGCCUCCCUCUUCUUCAAUUUCACCAGUGUUUUGCUCGACAAAGAGGAAAAGGCGACAGAAGAAAACAGAAGAAAACAGUGAAUAUCUUCCACUUUAAUAACUUAGAUUCUAUGAUUUUUAUUAUGAGUUUUAUUAAAAUGACAACAUAUUAAUUAGAAUAAAUGU